GGCCGGAUCGAGCUGAACCUGGCCGAGCGGACCAGCGCUCCUCCGAUCGAUGCCGCGAGCGCCUUAGGCACGGCUCUGAGCCAACUGGUGCUCACGCCGCCUCCGAGGUCGUCCUUUCGGGCGGACGCCCCUGUCUUCGUGCCGGGUAUGGGUACCCCAGGCGCGCUGGACUUCGACACUCCAGUGAAGGUCGGUGAAGAAGAAGACUUCGUCGAAAUGCGAUCGCGCAUGUUGCGGGUUCGACAGCUCCUGGCCGACGAGGAGGAGGUAUCCUUCAUCGGAGGGAAGAUGGGGAGUGACAGCCCAAUAAGGCUGAGCACUGCCAAGCGUUUGCAGGCCAACUUCCACGAAGACAAGGCCCUUGCAG
Symbiodinium sp. CCMP2456 is the source of this 367-nucleotide messenger RNA. The record is from the annotation of a GenBank genome assembly. NCBI's taxonomy places the organism in Eukaryota, Dinophyceae, Suessiales, Symbiodiniaceae.